GCCGGGAGCCGCCCGGCCGCCCGCCCGCCGCUCGCUCCGUCCCUGGGGACCCGCCGACAGGGCAAUGGAGCUGCAUUGGAGGUGCUGACCAUCACUGGACUUCCUCAGAGCUAGAGACAGGGAGGCUUAGUGUCCUGGUUGACAAGCCUGGAUCGCAGCGCUAGGGACCUGGAGCAAGGACCCUGACUGAUGCAUGUUUAGUGUGACCUGACUUCUUGAGGAGAAGUAUUCCUCUGAAGGCCUGUGGCUUCACAGCAGCACGCAGGCCCUGCAGUGUGGAGUUGGAGCUGUGAUGGACAUAGGGAAAAAGCAACCUGGGAGAGACUGACCUGAGAGAGCAACAAUCAAGCAUGCUUUGCAUGACAAGCUUGGCUAUAAAAAGAUACAUGGGACACAAAGACAAUUAAAGACUAGAAAAGACACUGUGCUUCAAGUUCCAAGAUUUGUGAAGGAAUUGGUUCAAGGAGCCUGAAGACCAUGGAGGGAGACUGUCUGAGCUGCAUGAAGUACCUGAUGUUUCUUUUCAAUUUCUUUAUUUUUCUGGGAGGAGCAUGCCUGUUGGGAGUUGGGAUCUGGGUCAUUGUGGAUCCCACAGGUUUUCGAGAGAUAGUGGCUGCCAAUCCUCUGCUCUUCACGGGAGCGUACAUCAUGCUGGCUAUGGGAACGAUGCUCUUUCUGCUGGGUUUUCUUGGCUGCUGUGGUGCCAUCCGUGAGAACAAAUGCCUCCUGCUUUUUUUCUUCAUGUUUAUUUUGUUAAUCUUCCUGGCGGAGCUUUCAGCUGCAAUCCUGGCUUUUAUCUUCAGAGAAAAUCUGACCAGAGAGUUUUUCACCAAGGAACUGAAGAAGCAUUACCAGAGGAACAAUGACACAGAUGUCUUCUCUUCCACCUGGAACUCUGUUAUGAUCACAUUUGCCUGCUGUGGAGUGAAUGGACCAGAAGAUUUUGAAGCUGUCCCUCAUCUUCCACACUCCUCUUUGGAAAUGGCAACACCAGAGGCUUGCUGCCAGCGAGAGCUCCAGAGCCGGGAAGGAAUGUUUGUCAACAAGGAGGCCUGCCUCUCAGGUGUCGAGAGGUUUCAAAACCGACAGGGAUGUUACACUGUGAUCCUGAACUCCUUCGAGACUUACGUGUACCUUGCAGGAGCCCUUGCCAUCGGAGUGUUGGCCAUUGAGCUGUUCGCCAUGGUCUUUGCCAUGUGUCUCUUCCGAGGGAUCCAGUAAGAAGCAGCCUGUGAACCACCACUUUCCCUAUGUACUGAGAAGAAAGAAGGAAAAUCAGAAGAAAACACCCAAAAAACUUUAUUUUUUUUAACAAAAUGGGGUAGGGGAUAAAAAAAGAAAAAAAAAGAAGGUUGUAAUAUAUGAAUGACCCAAAGGAUUGUACUUCAGGGGCUGGAACUUUGAGGUGAUGUGCACUACACUGUACACCGGACCCUUGCCCAGAGCCACUUGCAGCAGCUGUGGAGCAGGAGCCCAGCACAGCUGAUUGCACUAGAGACUGAUGGAGCUGGUGGGGGAGCAGGAGCAUGAGCACAACUGCCUCUCCUGCCAGGCUGUGUGCCUACCAAUCACAAUUUUAUCAUGUUUUAGACAGCAAAGGACUGAAGAACAGCCAUGCAGGGACUGGAUAAAGCAACAGGUUGGCUGAAGUCUGUGACUGUCCAGGUGGGUUUGAAACGAGUAGUGGUGGCUCAUCUCAGAAGUAGGUAGUUGUUUGCCUGAUUCUGGCUUUAAUGCCCAGCCACAGAAUGAAAACACACCUUCUUCAGGGGAAGCUUUUCACCUGUCACCUGAAAUUUGUCAGAGAAGUCAGGCACUUCAGUGAGGCUGGCUUUUCUCUGGAGCCCCAAGCAGGAGCAGCAUGGUCUCACUUAGCAAUGGAACUCCGCUAAGGCUGGCUGAUGGUCAAGACUUUGGUGCCCAUCUUCCUGUUCUUACUAAGAUUUUCUAUUCCUUAUGAAAGAGAACAGUGUUCCCAUCUUCUGUGAAAAUAAUGGCUCUGGUUAAGAAGCAUUGAUACUCCUACCUUCCUGAGAAAGGGAGCAAAUAACAUCUAAACCUUGUCAGCCUUUGCCUUUCUCUUCAUACUUGGAAAAAACAGUUUGUGGUGCUGUUAGCAUAAAUAUUUGCAGUGGAUUCCUACGUGCUUUCCAGCCCUAAGGGGAGUUCCAGGCAUGGUGCUGGAUUGAGGAAGGAGAGGUUUGUCAGCCACUCCCAUGCUGUUUGCCUGAAGCAGUCUUGUGGCGUCAUUUCUGCUCAGAGGAUUUCCUCCGACAUCCUCCCAUGGGCUCAUGAUGAAAGCAUCAAGUCAGAAUUGUUUUAGUCUGCCUGCUAGUUAAGUGUUUUCUCCCUUGAGAUAGUUUGACAUUUAAGUAAUGUAUCAUCUACUUUAUCAUUUGGAAGUGAACUUGAGAAAGAUGCCUGUGACUGGACCUUAGUCGGCUAUUAAGAAGGAACUGCUGAGGCCCCAAGCAGGUUCUAAGAGGACACAGUGUGCAACUAAACCACUAAGUUAAGUGCUAAGUGAUAAAUAUACACAGCUGAAGUAAGACCUCUGCUGGCUUAUUUCUUCCAGUGGUUGUGGUUAUUGACCCAGACUGGGUUCUCUCCUUUGGAAGCCUCAACUUCUGUUGCCUUAAUUGUUAAUCUGGUCACUCCCUGACUCCAAACUCACUGUGCUUGCGGGAAGAUAGAAGGAGCUGUGGUUUCUUGUUUAGCUUAGGUCUUUUUACAGAUUUUAUAGGUUCAGAUUAUGGAGCACUUUUAUAUAGGCUUAAACCAGCCCCUCUGAAAGCUGUAAGCACCAGCAAGGAAGGUGAAGGGGCAGAAGGCAGCAGCGAGGAGCUGAACAAUAACCUUGUGCCCAGGUUUAGCAGCAGCCAGGUGCUUGGCUGUUCCCUUACACCACUGGGGCUGUGGCCCUUCAGCUCUCCCGGUGGCACAGCGCACACUACAGGGAAGGAAUGAAAACAGCAGAAAGAUUGGUCUGUAAUAGACUAUGAUCCUCACUAAAUGUCCAGCUUGGGGAAUCAGGAUACUAAGGAACAGGAAGAAAGCAUUAGGUUUUCAAAACUUCAUUUGAGAACAACAAUUUGCUCCUCAGCAGGAGAGAGCCCAGGCAGGUAGAGCUGCAGCCCUGCUGUGUCAUGGUCAGCAUUUUCCAGCAACUGAAUAGGAAGCCAGGGCUGCUGAGCAGCCUCAGAUAUUGCAGUAAUCUUGUGGAAAGCUUUUCUGAACUAUUUCUCUCUGAAUCUGCUUCUAAUGAGACGUUUUAGCAUUAAAUUCUGGUCUGUUGUUUAAUGAAGGAAAACAGUUUUGCUAGCCAAAAACCAGCAGUAUUUCUACCUGGCAGCAGGUGCUGCGCUUAAGAUAGGAAAAAUGUGUUGCAUCUGCUAGUCUUGCAGGGAAUGGGCGAGCAGAAGGCAAGCUUAUCUGUUCUGCUUCUGCCUCGGGAGUUGGUGUCAGUGACUAUUCUGGGGAAAGCAAUUCCGAGGGGAGGAACAAAACCAUGAACAGAGAUGGUAAUUUGGCUGGAGGUAAGCAAGAGAAUCAGAAUGGCCUCCUCCAGUCUCCAAUUUUUUUCUUUCACCUCAGUUUAUUAUGUAAAGGCCUGGCUGUCUCAGGUCAGAGCCCGAUUUGUGCAUGGCUGAAGGAAGAAAGUGGAGGGAAAAAAAAGCCUUCAAGCCUCUUUCUGCAACCAGUAGCAUAGGGGAGAAACUGUGAGAGCUGGAGGAACCAGACACACACAGCCAGAGUGCUAAGUGAUAAAUAUACACAGCUGAAGUAAGACCUCUGCUGGCUUAUUUCUCUUCGGCUUUCCUAAUUCUGUUCUUAACUACUUUGUUUGGUCUUAGCUUUCUCACUUUCCCUCUCUCCCUAAUGGUAGUCCCUGCAUCUUCAAACAGAUCUCUUGUUCAUUUUGUACUCUGACCUUGGCACAGCUGUUUCUCCUCUCUUACCUUGUCUGAUCCGUUAUUGCUCUUUUCUGGAUGAAGACUUCAAAUGUUCUCUGCAGCUGGCUAGUGUGCCACUGGGAACACAGCUUGAAACCUCAGCAACAGCCAGAGAGCAGUUUUAAACAAGAAGCGGAGAUAGCUGUAAAGAUACACGUGAGUCUGAUAAGACCUGUGGAAGCUGGUAACAGGCAGAAGGAAUUUCCCACGGUGAAUUUAAUGAAUAGGCAACUCCAGAGAGCAAAUUCUCACCAUAUGGCAAAGCAUGUAAAUUUGUUGGGUCUGUCCCUUGGAUAUAUGGCUGCCCCCUCUGUUGUACAGUAGUUUUCAAAAUAGCGGGCAGAAGAAGCAACUGUAUUUUUAUAUUUGUUUUUAAUAGCUCUGGUGAACAUUUUGGGAUCAGGGGCUCAUGCUAGGUUUGCUGCUUGCUGGAGAGCUCUGGGCAGGCUGGGUACCAGGGGGAGCUGCUGUGCUGCCACCUCCUUCACUGUAGCACCACUAUGACCAUGGCCCAAGCACCUUGAAUGGAAGUAGUAGAGAGCAGCCUGUGCCUGCAAGCCCGCAGACUCUCUCGGCACCCCUGCCUCGCAGCUCUUAUUUAAUGCUCAAAUGACUGUCAUGAAUGCCUGGGAAAAGGGCUGCGUGUGAAAUAGUGUUUGAAAUCUAUUUUAAAAAACUGUAAAUGUUCUUUUUAUUAGAUAGUGGAGCUAACUUAUCCUGUAUUCCCUACUGUAAUGCUUUUUUAUAUUGAAAGGAAUUUUUUUUUGGUAAUAUAAACCAGAACACAAGCCUGA
Messenger RNA from Cuculus canorus (common cuckoo), 4747 nucleotides. RefSeq names its product tetraspanin 18 (gene TSPAN18). The record is from RefSeq and is a predicted model, not a curated record. NCBI's taxonomy places the organism in Eukaryota, Metazoa, Chordata, Aves, Cuculiformes, Cuculidae. Gene Ontology annotation, cellular component: membrane. The transcript has 12 exons. Bases 478 to 1221 code for a protein of 247 amino acids.